UGAGUUGUGGCUCGUGCGUCAUGUUUACUAGUGUAUUAUCACUUUAGAGUGUGUGAGUGGUCGGCUUAAGCGAUAGCGUUAAUCAAAUUAGAUUUCGUGUCGUAUCGCUGAGAUUUAAAGUGUGAAAAAUCCUAAAUGCCAGCCAGUACCGUUGAUCAGUGUGGGUUUGUCGGAGCAUCCAGCACUUACUUAAGUCGUCCGUUAUGUACCGGCACGGUUUUUUGUUAGCCAUCAUGUUCUGCUUAUCCCAGAACGUGGUGGUAGCGUAUCCUAGCGGAGCGCCGACUACUGCUUGUGAUUCCAUGACACCGGGACAUGGAACACCAUCGAACGUUGCGUGUCCAUUUGUCACUAUUUUCGAUAAGACUGAGAUGUUUUCGAACGGUACUCUGAAGGUGACAUUACAAGCACCUACCUCGAUUACCAAAACAUUCAAAGGAUUUAUGGUCAUGGGAUUCGAUAAAGCAACCAGUGCUGUUAUUGGAACAUUCAAAAUCUCAUCGACGGACCAGCAGUACAGUAAAACACUAGAUUGCAGUCAAUAUGAUAAUGCUGCAACACACAAGAAUGAUAAUACAAAAUCAAGUAUUUCGAUGGACUGGAUUCCUCCUCAAGGAUUUGGUGGUGAUGUCGAAUUCAAAACUACUUUUCUCGAGGAUAAAGAUUAUAAUUUUUGGGUAAAAGAACUUUCCGAGACGAUCAGAAUUACUGCCUCCGAGCCUUUACCUACGAUCCCAACAACUGACUCAGCAAACACUGAACUUCCCAUCCCAGAUCCGUAUGUUGGAUGCGGGGAAACUAAAGGCUGUAUUGCCAUACCUGAUGGAUGCGUCGCUAACAAAACCUGUUCCAUGAUGACAACGUACAAAAAAUUUGACAACGCCAAUCUGGUGCUGGAGGUCUAUGGUGAAAUCACUGGAGAUCAAUAUGUUGCUGUUGGAUUUUCCACUGAUUCAGAAAUGGGAUCCGACAGUGUGGUUGAAUGCGUCCAAUACCGUGAUACACCGAAAACGUAUCAGUCGUACAAUACUCCAGACCACAACAACAUUAGGCUUACUAACUUGCAAGUAAUUGAAGAAAUGUCUUCCAUGUCCGUUGACGGAUACAUUUAUUGCAGCGUCAAACAUCCUAUCGUAUUCAAAAAUUCCAACCAAGACUUUGAUCUGAAUCAACCGCAUUACAUAUUUAUGGCCACUGGGACAACUGGAAAAGAAAACAUUCAACGACAUUCUAAAAAAGAAAAAAGCAGUGCGUCUAUUAAUUUAACAAGUGAUCUUGGCAUCUCCUAUUACAAAGAGAAAGAGUCAAGAGUAUUGAAGCAGUUGCACGGUUCCUUCAUGGUCAUUGCCUGGCUUAUGGCCGCCUCUGUAGGAGUGUUAAUGCCGCGCUACAUGAAAAAGACUUGGGUUGGCAAGCAGUUCAUGAAAAAGGACCUUUGGUUUGUGUAUCACCGAGGACUGAUGGUGCUUGUCUGGACUUUGACGGUGAUCGGUUUCAUCAUUAUCUUUAUCGACGUUGAUGGCUGGGUGUCCGAGUCCGUUUCUGAGAAUCCCCAUCCGCUUAUCGGAUGCAUCACCACUGUUUUGGCGUUCAUCCAACCGUUCAUGGCCUUAAUGAGACCCAUGCCCAACGCUCCGAAUCGAUACAUUUUCAACUGGGCCCAUAUGCUCGUCGGAUACUCUGCCCAUAUCUUAGCUAUUACCUGCAUCUUUCUUGCCGUUGAAAUGGAAGAAGCGGAAUUACCUUAUGAAACUUACUGGAUUUUGACUGCCCACAUUUGCUGCUAUGUGGGCGCGCAUCUUCUUUUGACCUUUUUGGCACGAAGAAACUUAACCGUGCGCGACGUUUUUAAGGAUGAUGCUCCUAGAGAUGAAACGGGAUCUCUUGGAAGGAAAAUCAUCGUCAGCUGCUACAUCUGCAUUGUAGUUGGACUGGGUUCUACUGUCGUUGCCUUUAUCGCUGGAGCGUAAUAGCGUAUAUUUCCGAAUCAUUUUUUUUUUUUCAUUAUGUUGGAUAUAAUUUGCACUGACUUAACUUUGGCUAAACUGUGUACGAUUUUACUGUCAACUGGGAGGAUCGAACUCCUGGUACUUUUUUUUUCAAUGACCCAUUACGUGAAAUUAUCCAAGAAUGAUUUCGCCAUUAGUUUCUAAAUGUUGCAAUGCCGAUCAUAAUAAAGAUUCGUUCAAUUGGGUAAAUAUUUGCGUUUCCUAUCGUUAUUUCGUGCAAAAAUACGUGCUUUUAUCAAU
Molecule: messenger RNA, 2249 nt
Organism: Daphnia pulicaria
Lineage: Eukaryota; Metazoa; Arthropoda; Branchiopoda; Diplostraca; Daphniidae
Product: putative ferric-chelate reductase 1 homolog
Exons: 15
Coding region: 204-1970 (588 amino acids)
Molecular function (GO): oxidoreductase activity, acting on metal ions
Source: RefSeq, a predicted model, not a curated record